UUGCCAAACUUGUUCACCUGCUGCUUCUGCUAUAAGAGCCCUGCACCGCCGGCCUCAUCUUGGUCCCUUCUUCUUCCUCUUCUUCCCAUCGUCUCAAAAGUGGUGUACGCAAGAUCGAUCGUCGGUUCAUCCAUGGAGAGCACCGAGCUGAAAGUGGAGAUGGUGGCGCUGCAUGAGAAGAGGGUACGGAAAUGCCUGUCCAAAGUGAAAGGGGUGGAGAGGGUGGAGGUGGAGGGGAGCAUCCAGAAGGUAGUGGUGACCGGGUAUGCGAACCGGAACAAGAUCCUCAAGGCGCUCAGGAGGGUGGGGCUCAGGGUGGAGCUCUGGUCGCCGCGGAACGAGCUGCUCAGCGCUUACGCCGCCGGGAGCUUCGCCUUCAACAACUACGGCUUCUUCUGAUCUCAUCCGAUGAGAUGCAUGCUAGUUGCAUGAUGAUGUCGGCGACGUUGAACGACCAUGUAUAAACUGGAUCGAAUCUGGGAGCUUGCUUGGUGUUUCUUCUUUCUGUUUUUGCUUUAUUAUAUGCUUCGGAUGGUUUCUUCUUCCUCUCACGUGUAUAUAUAUGUCACAUUUUUUUUUCUACUUUGGGGGUGGUCAACCAGGCAUAUGUGUAAGAUGUCAUAAAAAAGAUGUCCUCAAGGCAUGGGAUUAAGUUUGGUGGCAAAGAUGCA
This is a messenger RNA of Triticum aestivum (bread wheat), 671 nucleotides long. RefSeq names its product heavy metal-associated isoprenylated plant protein 28. The transcript is spliced from 3 exons. The record is from RefSeq and is a predicted model, not a curated record. NCBI's taxonomy places the organism in Eukaryota, Viridiplantae, Streptophyta, Magnoliopsida, Poales, Poaceae. The coding region runs from base 133 to 399 and encodes 88 amino acids. Gene Ontology annotation, molecular function: metal ion binding.